AUGACUCGAGAGAUCUCGACCUCCGCCCCUUCCACACUAACACUCCCAGUGACCUCGAUCAUGACGCCGUCAAACGGCGAGCCGUCGACGCCAGCCCGACCUCGGCCCAUCCAAACGGCAUAUGCCGUCUCGCCUGAUGGUGACGAGUCGUCACCGCGAGGUGCUGCCCAGCGUGUUGAGGUCGAGCUUCCCUCCCGCUCGUCGCUCCCGAGGAAGACCCCGGUAGUCGACACGGACGAAUUGGACGUGAUCAGUUUGCCAGCGACACCACCGGACAACAGUGGGUUCGAGGUCCUCGACGUGGCAUCACCAAUAGAUCUGUCGGAGCCGCUGUUAGCGCCGCGGCCGCAGAUCGCCGCCGCCUCAAGUUCGUCGGCUGGAGCCACUUGGCUCAACACGAACGUGGGCUCUUCUUCGGCAGAUUCAUCGCGUCGGCUAUCGAGCAGUGGGCAUGGGAGGGAAGAAGCCGCGGCGCGCAAGGAAGAGCAGCGGCGGGAGCGCGACCUCCGGGAGCUUGCAAAGGCGCGCCAGGUCUAUGAGCAAGCGCAAGAGGUCGAGCAGCGGCAGGCCGACGCCGAUGACUCUUACAGCCCAACGAAGAAGAAGCCGAAAGCCAAAGCAAAGCCGAAGCCGAAGAAGGAGAGGGCUCCCAAAAAGACUAAGGCUUCGGCCCCGACAUCUUCGGCCUCGAAGCGCUCCACAGCAUCGUCGCAAUCGGAACUUCCUGUGCCGGAGAUUGCCGCUUUCCCCCCUUCUCAGUCUGAGGCUCUGGCUGUGGAGAUCCCUACGGCAUCCUCGUCCAACACCACUCCUCGCAAGCGCAAGUCGGACACGGCGGCGGAAAAGGUCUCUCCGCCGAAGCGGGCAUCGCCUGCGCCUGUUACCUCUCCUUCGGCUGCGCCUCUAGCCCUCGAUGACGAUGACGCUGCCGAGAGUGGUACGUCCAGUCGCAGCCCUUCCAAGGCGGCCCCCACCGCUGGGCCCGUGGCUGCUCCUCAGCUCGCCACACCUGCCCCUCCUGUUCGUCCACUACAGCCGGCACGAAGCACCCCAAGCGGCACCCCCCGCACCGUCAAGUACAAGGCCGCGUCCGGUCGUGACAACCUCGCCAGCACGCUGUCAAAGCUCCCUGGCGCCAAGCGCUCAGGACUCUCCACCAGGUUACGCAUUGCGCCACUGCAUGCCCAUAUUGGCACACCUGCCAGGGUACUUCCUCCCCCGCCGCCGAAACCCAGCAAGAAGAAGGUGGAGUCUGAUGACGACUCGGACGACGAGGGCAAGAUUAAGGUCGGCAGCCGCGAGUGGCUGAUGAUGGAGGACUGA
Molecule: messenger RNA, 1323 nt
Organism: Vanrija pseudolonga
Lineage: Eukaryota; Fungi; Basidiomycota; Tremellomycetes; Trichosporonales; Trichosporonaceae
Exons: 3
Coding region: 1-1323 (440 amino acids)
Source: RefSeq, a predicted model, not a curated record